GCACAUGGUCGCUAUCAGGUCGCUAUGCACCAGCAUAGGGUUCACUUUAAGUUUGAGAUGUAGGUUCUACUUUCUGCCACAUCACCACUCGACUAUCUUUUUUUUUUAUUGGGUGGAAGCGUGGAGACAGCCAAUGCAAGGGAGAAUAUACUGAUGAUAAAAUAUAUUUUGUAUGCUAUUUUAACACUUAAUUAUGGUUGGUUUAAUUGAAGUUAGCGAGAAAUAAUUCUGGUGGGACUUUUCUGAAAUACGGAACUUUGAAGUGAAGUGACGUCACAACCUUUUUCAUUGCACCUCUGCAUGGGUCUAGCAGCAUGACUACCGCUCCGCCACCACAAGUUAAACGAGGAAUUGUUAAACAGGUCCUCUCCGGAGAUUCUGUUAUAAUCCGGGGUGUACCCAAAGGUGGACCUCCACCAGAAAAGCAGAUAAAUCUGUCCAAUAUCACUGCCCCAAAAUUGGCCAGGAGGGCUAUUGGAAGUGGUGAUGAAACCAAAGAUGAACCAUAUGCAUGGGAUGCCAGAGAAUUUCUAAGGCGGAAGAUAAUUGGAGAAGAUGUGCUAUUUACUGUAGAAAAACCGCCGAAUUCCCCAAGAGAAUAUGGAGUUAUUUAUUUGGGAAAAGAUACGGCUACAGGGGAGAACCUGACGAAGAAGCUGGUGGAGGAAGGGCUGGUGUCGGUGCGGCGGGAAGGAGUGAGGAUCAGCCCCGAGCUGCAGGAGCUCAUCGCGCUGGAGGACCAGGCCAAGGCCGCGGGCAAGGGCAAAUGGGCGGCAACUGGGGCGCAGGAGCACGUCCGGGACAUCAAGUGGUCUGUGGACAACAUGCGCAACUUCGUGGACAAGUGCGGGGGCAAGCCGAUGAAGGCUGUCAUCGAGCAUGUGCGCGACGGCUCCACCGUCAGAGCUUUCCUCCUGCCCGACUUCUACUACAUCACACUGAUGAUCUCUGGGAUCAGGUGUCCAGGAUUCAAGCUUGAUGCAGAGGGAAAACCUGACCCAUCUGCAGUAGUGCCUUAUGCAGAGGAAGCAAAGUUCUUUGUGGAGUCUCGCCUGCUCCAUAGGGAUGUGGAGAUAGUCCUAGAAUCUGUAAACAACAAUAAUUUUGUGGGCAGCAUCAUUCAUCCAAAAGGUAACAUUGCGGAAGCUCUGCUUCAAGAGGGCUUCGCCCGGUGUGUGGAUUGGUCCAUUGCGUUCAUGAAGACCGGUGCAGAUAAGCUGAGAGCAGCAGAGAAACAGGCGAAGGAUGCUAAAAAGAGAUUGUGGAAGGACUACCAAGCUUCUGGUCCACAGGUGACGGGCAAAGACAAGGAGUUUAGCGGGACGGUGUACGAAGUUGUGAACGGCGAUGCCCUUGUGAUAAAGCUGGCAGACGGGACUCUGAAGAAAGUCUUCCUUGCUAGCAUCAGGCCACCUAGGCCUGUGGACGAAAAGCCAGGCGAGCCUCUACCUCCUCGACCGAAGGGUUCCAGGCCGCUGUACGACAUCCCGUGGAUGUUCGAGGCACGAGAGUUCCUCCGGAAGAAGCUUAUUGGCAAGAGAGUGAAUGUUGUGGUUGACUACAUCCAGACAGCAAAGGACAACUUCCCAGAGAAAGUCUGUUGUACAGUCACCAUUGGUGGAGUAAAUGUUGCUGAAGCUAUGGUGAGCAAGGGGUUGGCGACAGUGGUGAGAUAUCGCCAGGAUGAUGACCAACGCUCUUCACAUUACGACGAACUGAUGGCUGCGGAGAUGAAGGCCCAGAAGUCUGGCAGUGGCUUGCAUUCAAAGAAGAACAUACCCAAUCACAGGGUGGCUGAUGUUGCUGGGGAUGUUACAAAGGCGAAGCAGUUUUUUCCUUUCCUGCAGCGCGCAGCCAGAACAGAGGCUGUGGUAGAGUUUAUUGCGAGUGGUUCUCGCCUCAGACUCUUCAUACCAAAGGAGACGUGCCUUGUUACCUUCCUACUCGCAGGCAUAAGCUGCCCCAGAGGAGCUCGCCCGGGCCCCGGCAAUGUGGGCACGAUGGAGGGGGAACCUUUUGGUGAAGAAGCAUUAGCAUUCACGAAAGACAAGUGCCUGCAGAGGGAAGUGGAGAUACACGUGGAAUCCAUGGACAAGGCUGGCAACUUCAUUGGGUGGCUGUGGGUGGAUGGCACCAACCUCUCCGUUGCCUUGGUCGAGGAAGGUUACGCAACUGUUCACUUCUCUGCAGAGCGCUCUGACUACUACCGCGCUCUCACAGUUGCAGAGGAUUCUGCUAAAGCGAAGAAGUUGAGGAGGUGGAAGGAUUAUGUGGAGAACCACGAAGAAGAGGAGAAGAAGGUGGAGGAGGACAAGGUGGUGGAGCGGAAAGUGGACUACAGAAAGGUGAUGGUGAUCGAGACAACGCCUGAGCUUCACUUCUAUGCCCAACUGGUGGAGCAGGGCUCCAAACUAGUGGCUCUGAUGAACAACCUCCAGCAAGAAUUUACUACCAACCCGCCCCUGGCCGGGGCGUACACACCAAAACGGGGUGAUAUUUGUGCUGCCAAGUUCCACGAGGAUAACCAGUGGUACCGUGCGAAGGUCGAGAAGGUGUCUGGCUCUCAAGUUCUGGUGUUCUACAUAGACUACGGCAACAAGGAGUCGGUGGGCGUGACCGACUGUGCCGCUCUGCCGUCAGGCUUCACCGGCGACAAGGGAUACGCGCAUGAGUACGCUCUGGCGUGCGUCACGUUGCCUAAAGAUCCGGAGUACAGGGACGAGGCGGUGCGGGCCUUCUCCAGUGACACGGUGAACCGCACCCUGCAGCUGAACGUGGAGUACAAGAUAGGCAACCUGCAGCACGUGACGCUGGUGGACCCCGGCACGGAGGAGGACGUGGCCAAGGCACUCAUCACGGACGGGCUGCUCUUGUGCGAGUCCCGCAGGGAGAAAAGACUCCAGAAGUUGGUAUCGGAGUACAAGGCUGCGCAAGAGGCUGCCAAGAAAGCCCACUUGAACAUGUGGGAAUAUGGGGAUGUGACUGAAGAUGAUGCCAAGGAGUUUGGUCUUUGAGUAUUAAGUCUGUCGAGUAAAUAUUUGUAUGAAAAAUAAAACUCAUCUUCCCACAGCUGGGGGGUAGGGCUGCAAAACAACAAAGUGUCAGUUGUAACUCUGGGAUUUACAAAUUAAAGUUUUUGCUAACAAUAUCAUUGAUCAUGCCACAUACUGAAAGAGUAAUGGUAUCAUUUCAUCAUUAGAGAAAUUGCGACUGAGUAACAACACAAUUUUUCAACCACUUAUUACAUAAAAAUUAUGAUGUUUAUAGAUUUGGGAUAUAAUUUCCAGCUAUGGUUGCGUUGAAUUAGCAUUGCAUUCUUGAAUACCUAGAUUAAUAUGUUUAUGGGCGUGCAGAGUGCGAGGGUAAAAAUAUCUUGUACUUUAAUAAGUUUGAAAUUGAACAAAAAAUGGUAAUUAAUGGUAAAAUGUUUUCUCUUAGGUCAUUGGUGUGGUGUGGAUGUUAUAAGUGCCGUGAUAUAACACUGUUGUCAGCAUUUACUGGUGGUUUUUGUGAUCAGGUAGAUAGUUCUCAUUCACACACAAUUGUUGCAGUUUCGUAAUCUGCAGUUCAUUUGAGGGACUGAAUGUUUUGAAUGGUCUUCAUGAAUGUGCUGGGAGAAUGCAAUGUUGUCCCUUGACCCCCUCUGCAAGCCGUGCAUUCUAAACUUACAUAAAAUUGAUUCAUUAAAUGAAUCAACUAUACUUGUUUCCAAAGUUUUUUUUAUAGUUUAACAUUUUUCCUAGGUCCAAUUUUCUGAUGAGGCUUUUAUUUACUAAAAUAAGUUUUACUUAUAAACUUUAUACUUUAAGUUCUUACUAAUAAAUAGUUAUGUUCAAAUGAUAGUCAUGUGUAACUAUUUUGUGAUUACUAAUUAGUUUAUAUAUUUUGGGUAAAUUCUACAAGUCUCAUAAAAUUUUUAUAUUACAUAUUUUAUAAAACAUAAUUCUUUGUUUGCCUAUUCUGCUACCUCUAUUGACAUUCUGAUUUAAUUUUUUUUAUUGAUUGUCAUUUCCUAAUUGGUCAAUCUGUGUUCCUUCUGAAUUUGUAAAACAAAAUUAAUGGUAUUUUGUGAUUUAGAAUAGCAAAUAAGUAUGGAUUUGCUGGUAUUAUAGGAAAGAAGAUUGUUUGAUCAUUAAGAAUGUAUUGAUUAAUAUAGCCACAUAAUUUUUUUUUAGAUAGUAGCUCAUACGUUUCUUGUUUAGGAAAUAUAAUGUAAAUUACAAUGUGAAUUUAAAAAGUUCUAAAUAUUUUAUCAGAAAAAUGGGCGGGUUAAACUUAACACUUCUUAUUUUUUGUGUAGCUUGUAGCAAGGUUAGGUUUUUCAUAAUGUAUGAGAAUACACAAACAGGCUUAAGAAUUAAUGAAUAUUACUGUUUUUCUUGGAGUAUUUACUAAUUAUUUUUGUCUUUUUUAAAGUUUGUCAUUUUGUUGGUUUACGUGCAUAGUGUUAGCACAAUUAUUGUUUUGUGUCAUUUUACAAUUUGCAUGUGUAUUGCAAAGUUUUUCUCUUUUGUGGAAUUCGAGAGCUUCGCAAGACAACAGUAUGUAGAUCUGUUGGUUGUAUUGCAUCGUUAAUGGUUAAAUUAAUUGUCCUGGUUGUUACUCUUAAGUAAAACUCCUUUCUUACGUUUCCAUGUUUAACACUUUCCUGUAUUUUACGAUUUUUUCCUGGAGUCCCAUGUAAUGUUCAUAGAGAGUAAAUUUUCCAUCUUUUACACUAUUUUUCAAUUUUUCCCUUGUGAUUGAAAAAAAAAUUUGGCCUCAUCGUCAUCAUAUUUGCAUGUUUUUCUAUUUUGAAUUGUGUUGAAUGCUUGUGGUGAUUAGAGACAUAAUGUUUAUUUCUAUCAAACUUAAUAAUGCAAGCAAGAUACCACUUGUGUUUGUGAAGCUUUGGCAGUAUUAAUUAUGAGUGUGAUAUACUAAAUGAAGAACAUUAUAUUGUCUCUUGUAAUACAUCAUAAAUUAUACUUACGUAUGCUACCAAAACUGGAAAUUAAAUUCAUCUCAUAAUAAUAUUUUUCUCAUUUCUAUAUCAUUUUUAUAAAGGUAAAUUAUUAGAUAACUUUGAUGAACACACUACAAAUAUUAACAUUUUUAAUACAUAUUCAAAAUGAUGCAAUAAAUGUGGAGUAAGAGAUUUUUAGUGAAAAAGUUGGUUUGUGCCAAAAUUUAACUUAUGUUUAUAGUUUUGGAAAAAACCAUAUUUGAAUAUCUGUUGUUAGCUAUAAAUGUUUGGCAUUCAAGAGAGAGUGAAAGUGUAAAACAUAUUCUCGAGUAUGUAGUCAAAAGAUUAAGAGAAAAAACAUAUUGUUGGUAAUUAAUUGUGUAAGCUAAAUGUCAUGUCUAUACAGUGCCUUGGAUGUUCGUUAAUAAUGCAUGGUACGAGUAAUUACUGUUGGUUUUGUUGUUUUAUUCUUGUUAAAUGUGUGAGCAAUCGUUGCAGUAAGUCUCACAAAAUUAGCUUGUUUUGCACAUUAGAAUUAUUUUAAUUCCUCAGUUUUACACUUUCCUGAUAUUCUUAUUUUUUUCUGGCUACUUGAAAAAUUGUAAGAAAGGUGUUUCACUGUAGAUGAAUUAAUACUGUGUACUAGUAUGAUAUUACAUUGUUGUUAUUUUUGUUGGCUCUAGUGUUUAACACUUGUAAUUGUAAGUGUACCUUGCAUGCAUCAUAAGAUCCUUUAUUUUUUAUUUUCGCCUAACAUUCACUGCCUCUUAAUUAAGUGCAAUGAUUUGUGCCCUUGUUGAUAUAUUUUAAUAACAGAAUAUUUAUUUCAGGCUGACUUAUCAUUUUGUGAUAAGUGUUGAUUUUAAUUGUUUGUUAUAGCAAACUUAUAGACUAUAUUUUGCUAUUGUAAUUUUGGUGCAUAUUGUUUUUCAUCCACAUAAAUACAAGUUUCGCAAUGAGUUUAAUUAGAAUUUGUAUGAAACAUCGUUAAAAAUCAAUACACUUACUAUAGCAUAUUAAACAUAUACUACUGAACAAUUGUGUGUGAGCCGAAAUGUGCAGAAAGAAAUUGUGUGUACGUAUUAUGUUUUUAAGGUAUACAUGUUCUAUAUAUGAAAGAUUAAGUUUUCUUGCUCAAUUUUUUUCCAGGAUCUGUGAAUAACUGAGUGUGCUUUGCAUCAAAAUAUGCAACGUCAUUCAUUAUUUACUAGAGUGUAUUUUACCAUAUUUUUAACUGUUUUAAGAUAUUAGUGUGACUGAACAAAAUGUUUACAAGCCAAUGUGUCAGUAAACAAAUCAACCUUUUUUGUGCAUAGGUGAGUGGAAGGGAGUACAGUAUGUGAAUUAUAUCACGUGUUCGAUUAGAAUGCAGUUCAAGGUUAAAGAAAGUUCCCAUUUGGAUCUCAUUUGGUGGUUUAUUUUUUUUGCUUCAUAUUUACAUUAUACAUAUCUUCCUCAUGUCUCGUUAUACAACCUUAAAAUAUAUUUAUGCAGAUAUUUUGGUUAGAAAUGAUCAGAUUCAUAGGGGUAUGUGAUUAGAUUGUUUUUUUUUUUUUAAAUGUGUUGCAUUUGACUCUAUGCAACAUGUGGCAUAGCAAUUGCUCUUCCAGCUGCCUAUUAUGCAGCCGAAAUUUGCUCUGCUUGCAAACUGUGCUGCAGACCAAGUAAUUUUCCAGCAUUGAAGUAUUGUUUUUUGAAUAUAUUACAAGUGGAUAACACUCAUGUGAAACUGGUACUUGGACUUUGACUGAAACUGUUAUCAUAUAUUAAUAUAUAAAUAUUUUUGUCUAUAAACAUAGAAAGUUUUUUUUUUGUUGGAUUUCAGAAUAUAUGUUGCAGUUAAAAACAUGAAGAUUUUUUUUUAUAAAAUUUUGGCAAACUUACUUGUGGAUGUGGGAACUGUUGAAACAGAUUACCAAUAAAGUUGUUUUGAGAAAA
Molecule: messenger RNA, 6883 nt
Organism: Bacillus rossius redtenbacheri
Lineage: Eukaryota; Metazoa; Arthropoda; Insecta; Phasmatodea; Bacillidae
Gene: Tudor-SN
Product: staphylococcal nuclease domain-containing protein 1
Exons: 16
Coding region: 315-3014 (899 amino acids)
Biological process (GO): regulatory ncRNA-mediated gene silencing; mRNA catabolic process
Cellular component (GO): nucleus; cytosol; RISC complex
Molecular function (GO): nuclease activity; RNA binding
Source: RefSeq, a predicted model, not a curated record